AUGUCUUUAAGUUCUUUAAUCAGAAGAACUCUCUCAGCUACAUUUAUACCGAGACAAGUUCAUUCUAGUCAAACGGGAACCAGAAUUGGUAUUUGCAGACAAAUUUGCACCACUUCUACCCUAAAGAACCAACCGGAGGAAGAGCCUGUUGAAGAAGUCGCUGGAAGUAAAAAGAAGGCAAUCGUACAGAUACCGGUUGAAACGAGUAUUCAGUACUUACAAAGCAAAGCUUAUAAUAUAACUUACGGGAACAAUCCUGUAUGGAAGAAUUACCGAAGGAACCAUAAAGGUGGGAUACCGCCAUCGAAAACCAGGAAAACCUGUAUCAGAAGUGGAGUGAUAGCAACUGGUAAUCCAUGUCCUCUUUGUCGGGAUGAAUACCUGGUUUUGAGCCCAAAAAAUGUUGAUCUUUUGAAGCAGUUCAUAUCACCUCACACUGGAGAAAUUCUCAGCUAUUCGGUCACUGGUGUAUGCCAGAAGAAAUUCCAGCAACUCAAAAUCGCGAUUUCUAUUGCUAAAGACAGGGGCCUGAUUACUUACGACGUUCCUUUUCGAGAAUACGAUUAUUCUGAUUAUAAGUAA
This is a messenger RNA of Cimex lectularius (bed bug), 582 nucleotides long. It is a transcript of the gene mRpS18B, whose product is annotated as 28S ribosomal protein S18b, mitochondrial. Gene Ontology annotation, cellular component: mitochondrion; ribosome. Gene Ontology annotation, biological process: mitochondrial translation. Gene Ontology annotation, molecular function: structural constituent of ribosome. The transcript has 5 exons. Bases 1 to 582 code for a protein of 193 amino acids. Lineage: Eukaryota; Metazoa; Arthropoda; Insecta; Hemiptera; Cimicidae. The record is from RefSeq and is a predicted model, not a curated record.